Hydatigera taeniaeformis is the source of this 267-nucleotide messenger RNA. NCBI's taxonomy places the organism in Eukaryota, Metazoa, Platyhelminthes, Cestoda, Cyclophyllidea, Taeniidae. The record is from the annotation of a GenBank genome assembly.
AUGAGCAACUCCGAUCGGCUUGACUGGAAGUUGAAUGAUUUCGAUAUGGGAAUCAAGGACAUUGUGAUUGAGGCCCUUUCCAUUUACAAAGACAAAUUAAGAAUCGCUCAACACAUAAAAGAGUCCGCUGAUCACCUUUAUGGUGGACCUCAUCAUUGCAUAGUGGGCCGAAAUUUUGUCGGCUAUGGUACUCAAGAAAAGUGGAUGCAGUGUCGCAAGGGGGACUUGAAGAUUUAUCUCUACAAAUCCCCACGCCAUGCUGCGUAA